CAGCGCCCCUUCCUCCUCCCCGCCCCCAUUUGGAAGCAGAAGCAAAAUAAAAGGCAGGAGGGAGCUGCGGGUCAGAGAGACCCCCUUGGCGAGACCCCAGGACCCACCCACACCCCGCCUGCCGCUAGUGCCCUUCUUGUCCGAAGACCGGGCUUUCUGGGUGUAUCCUUAGGAUCUGCAGGCAGCCCCCCUCGCGGCGCGCGUGCAGGAUGCUCAACGGCACCCCCCUCGAGGCAGCCAUGCUCUUCCACGGGAUCUCCGGAGGCCACAUCCAAGGCAUCAUGGAGGAGAUGGAGCGCAGAUCCAAGAGCGAGGCCCGCCUGGCCAAGGGCGCGCAGCUCAGCGGCCGCGACGCGGGGAUGCCCCCGCUGAGCCCGGAGAAGCCCGCUCUGUGCGCUGGCUGCGGAGGCAAGAUCUCGGACAGGUACUACCUGCUGGCCGUGGACAAGCAGUGGCACCUGCGGUGCCUCAAGUGCUGUGAAUGUAAGCUGGCCCUGGAGUCCGAGCUCACCUGCUUCGCCAAGGACGGCAGCAUUUACUGCAAGGAGGAUUACUACAGAAGGUUCUCUGUGCAGAGAUGUGCCCGCUGCCACCUUGGCAUCUCCGCCUCCGAGAUGGUCAUGCGCGCCCGAGACUCUGUCUAUCACCUGAGCUGCUUCACUUGCUCCACCUGCAAUAAGACCCUGACCACGGGCGACCAUUUUGGCAUGAAGGACAGCCUGGUGUACUGUCGUGCCCACUUCGAGACCCUCUUGCAAGGGGAGUACCCGCCGCAGCUGAGCUACACUGAGCUGGCAGCCAAGAGCGGAGGCCUGGCCCUGCCUUACUUCAAUGGCACGGGCACUGUGCAGAAGGGGCGGCCCCGGAAACGGAAGAGCCCAGCCCUGGGAGUGGACAUCGUCAAUUACAACUCAGGUUGUAACGAGAAUGAGGCAGAUCACCUGGACCGGGACCAGCAGCCUUACCCACCUUCACAGAAGACCAAGCGGAUGCGGACUUCCUUCAAGCACCACCAGCUCCGGACCAUGAAAUCCUACUUCGCCAUCAACCACAACCCGGAUGCCAAGGACCUCAAACAGCUUGCUCAGAAAACGGGCCUGACCAAAAGAGUUUUACAGGUUUGGUUCCAAAACGCAAGAGCCAAAUUCAGAAGGAACCUUUUGCGGCAGGAGAAUGGGGGUGUUGAUAAAGCUGAUGGCACGUCGCUUCCGGCCCCGCCCUCAGCAGACAGCGGCGCUCUCACUCCACCCGGCACUGCGACCACUUUAACAGACCUGACCAAUCCCACUAUCACUGUAGUGACAUCCGUGACCACUAACAUGGACAGCCACGAAUCCGGAAGCCCCUCACAAACUACCUUAACGAACCUUUUCUAACAUUGGUUUUCUUUUUCCCCCCCCAUUCUUCCUCUUCUUUUUUAUUAUUUUUCUAAUUAUUAUUAUUUUAUUAUUUACAAGACUUCCCCUCCCCCAACCCACAAGAUAUUUGGGAAAUAAAAACAACAGUUUGGUGUGUAGCAUCUGCAGCCACUUGGCAAAUGAGUUUACAAUAUUGUCUUCUUUGCAACGUGAUUUUUUUUUUUUUGUCUACAAAGUGUAUUUUGAUUUAAAAGAAUAAUUAGAGCUUUCAGUUGUUAAGGGAAAUCUUCGGAUAACUCUAACAAAGUGCCUCUUAAAAUUGUAUGUUACUUAUUUCCAGAAUCUCAAAGAAAACAAACAAACAAAACAAAAAGAGUGGUAUAAUGAUGAGCAAAUAAUCAUAUUCCCGACUAAAUGAUUAGGGUAGUAAAGAAUAAGAUAAUUAAGCAUUAAUUAAAAAAAACAAUUUGUAUGUGUAUGUAUGGGACAUUGAGAGCUUAACAUUUGAAAUUAUCUAAAACUGAAAAAAAAGUUUUGAUUCUUUUUCUUACACACGAGGAAUAUGAUUGAACAAAAGCAUUAACCAUAGCAACUGUAGACAUUAAAGGUUAGCUAUGUGAGUAAUCUACUCACAGAAUAUGACUUUUUUUUUCUCCUUUUAAAAAGAUGUACACCUUAACAAAACUUUCAAGUUAGAUAUUUGCUUUUCAGUGUCUGAAAAAUACUUAAAUUCCCUGUGUACCUAUAAAAAUACCAGAUAGAACUGCAGAUCCUAUACUUUUAAUCUUCUAAAGCUAAAAAAAUGAUAGUUGUGGAACCAUUCUUUCUAAAUUAUUUUCCCAGGGAAAAUGGAAAUAAGCAAAAUAUAAUUUUUUAAGAAGUAAAAAAAUUAGUCUAAUUGAACUAAUAGCUCUAUUGAUUGGCUUCAGCUGUACCAUAAUAUUGUAUCUGGCAUCCCAUUUGAAUAAUGUUUUUACAAAUGUCACAGACUAAUACUAACAAUGAGAAUUCUUUGGUUUUGUUUUGCUUUAUUUUAAUUUCACACAGGUUGAUAUUUUUGUCAAAAAAAAAAAAUCUGGCACUGAGAUUUGAAGUUAACCAGCCCUCAACUAGAUAAACUCAGAAGCCUUGUGGAUGCUGAUCUGACUAUAUUUCCUAGUUUACAGUAGCAUUUUUCCCCCUUUAAUUUAAGCUAAAAUCUUAAUGGUCUGGGCAGUGGUGAAUGUUCAUCUAUAUGCUUCUGUUGUAGUUAAAUACCAAUUAGAUUGUGGAUUUCCUAAAAAAAAAAAAAAGUCAAGAUAUAUGUCUUGCUUUAGUGGAUUGUUAAGAAUAACUUUGCACAUAUUCUCCACUUUUUGGACCUCUUAAAUCUCCUCUGGUGGUCAAAGUGGCUAUUUAAUAGAUUUUAAAGGUGUCCUUCUGACUGUAUUAAGGUGUGGCUACAUAUUGACAGUUCACUGCCCAUAUUAAAGUGCAUUAUUGUAACUUUUGCUCAGGGUCUUUAGAAAAUUAGCACAGAAAGUAGCUUAUUUUUAAAAAAAAAGAUGAUGGAAGAUAAGUUAACACUGUAACAGAAGAAAGGUGUGAUUGCCAUUAUAUAUUUAGCAAGUGUGGUUAUCAUCUUAUAUGGAGCUUAAAUCUUGACUUUUCAUAUUUCUAUUACAUUUUGGGCAUUUACCACUAACCAGACCAAACAACCUUGGUAAGGCUGAGAUCUUAUUAGUACACUUUUACAGGUAAAAUAUUGAUACUUAUAAAUUUUGUUCUUUGACAGAACAAUAUAUGGUACUAUAGAUCUACUUUAUUAAGUAGACUAAUUAUAACUCAGUUCUCCUAUGUGCCUUAUGAUAUAACUUGGAAGUAAGUUUGUGAAAAAUCAGGAUAUAUGUGUUGUUUGUUAAAUUAACUGUUUUCAGCCCUUUUGACACCUCACUAGUUUUGUACUGUUUUACCUCUUAUUUCUGAGACUCUUUUUAUGGUGUAUCCUGUUAGAGGAGACAAACAUGUCAUAGAAAGCAGUUGUGCACUCUUUCAAAUAUAGUUGAUAAAUUCAAUAAUCUUAUAUAUGAGCUUCGUGUUUAUAGUACAGUAAGUGGUCUAGCAAAAUUGUCCAUGUUUCUUUGUUUAUUGAUAAAUGCAUUGUAUAGAAACUAUUUCCCCUAAAUAUUUAUGGACCAAACAAUUGUGAUAUAUCCUAUUAAAUUUGUGUGAAUAAACCAUUUGAAUCUAAGGAGUUUUAUUUCCCACCAAUUUUAUUUAAGGCUUAACCCUACAGUGAUUUCAAUAUCUAUAUGUAAGAGCUAUUAACAUGGUAAUACAAACAUUUAAAAAUAUUCAAACAUAACAAAAUAUUUUUUAGAUUUCCAAAUAUUUUCUUCAUCCUAAGUGUAUGCAGCAUUGCCUUUGCAAUGUAAUUCAACUUACAAUUACCUUUUCUUAUAAUAAACGUAAUGCCCCAUGGAUUUGACUCAACCCAGUUUUUUUUUUUUUAAAGUUAAUUAGCAGAUAAAGUACUUGCAUGAAAAGAAACCUUAAAUAUGAUUAAGAUUUAAUGUUAGGCUUAUUGAGCACAGUGCAUAUUUGUAAAUCUAAAUAGAAAUUGCAGACCCCUAAAAGCCAGGUUGCUCUGUAGUUAAUAAAU
Erinaceus europaeus (western European hedgehog) is the source of this 3999-nucleotide messenger RNA. RefSeq names its product LIM homeobox 9 (gene LHX9). Gene Ontology annotation, cellular component: nucleus. NCBI's taxonomy places the organism in Eukaryota, Metazoa, Chordata, Mammalia, Eulipotyphla, Erinaceidae. The transcript has 8 exons. Bases 210 to 1376 code for a protein of 388 amino acids. The record is from RefSeq and is a predicted model, not a curated record. Gene Ontology annotation, molecular function: RNA polymerase II transcription regulatory region sequence-specific DNA binding; DNA-binding transcription factor activity, RNA polymerase II-specific. Gene Ontology annotation, biological process: neuron differentiation; regulation of transcription by RNA polymerase II.